AUGAAAGCAUACUGGUUUGAUAAUCUCCCGAAGCAGGGCGAUCAACGCGAACCCCACGAUUCCGGCCGCGAAGUCAGCCCGGAAUACCUCUCCAAGCUUGGCAUCCUCCACUUCCACUACCCCAAUCUCGAAGAUGUGAACGCCUUAGCGUCCCAGAGAAAUUACAAAAACCGAGAUGAGGUCACGAUAUCCCCUCAGGCCAUGGGCGAUGUCUACGAGGACAAGGUGAAGACGUUCUUCAAUGAGCAUCUACAUGAGGACGAGGAGAUUCGAUACAUCUUGGAUGGAGCGGGAUACUUCGACGUGCGGAGUGAGGGAGACGAGUGGGUGAGGAUCAGGCUGGAGAAGAAUGAUCUGAUGAUCAUGCCGGCUGGCAUUUAUCAUCGGUUUACUACGGACACCCAGAAUUAUACCAAGGCCAUGAGAUUGUUCAAAGAGGAUCCCAAAUGGACGCCGCUGAAUCGCGGUAGCGAAACUGAUCAAAAUCAGUAUCGGAAAGAGUACUUGAAGACGUACGGUUCUCCUGUUGCCAGCCACUAG
Molecule: messenger RNA, 540 nt
Organism: Westerdykella ornata
Lineage: Eukaryota; Fungi; Ascomycota; Dothideomycetes; Pleosporales; Sporormiaceae
Exons: 3
Coding region: 1-540 (179 amino acids)
Molecular function (GO): acireductone dioxygenase [iron(II)-requiring] activity
Source: RefSeq, a predicted model, not a curated record